GCGUCGCCAUCUUUACGCCAGUGUGCUACCGGUGGGUGUUCAGUUCAGCGGAGCAACGGUGCUGUUGCUGAUCCACCACCAGGAAUCAACCGAGCAGCCGAUAAUCCUGCCUCUCCUACCGGGACGCUGCGAGCAGCCCCGAACGAUCCGAGCGCCAUGGCGGACAGAGAGAACUUAGUGUACCAGGCGAAGCUCGCCGAGCAAGCGGAGAGAUACGACGAAAUGGUGGAGUCGAUGAAGAACGUGGCCAGCAUGGACGUGGAGCUGACGGUGGAGGAGAGGAACCUGCUGUCGGUAGCCUACAAGAACGUGAUCGGCGCCAGGAGAGCGUCCUGGAGGAUAAUCAGCAGCCUGGAACAGAAGGAAGAAAACAAAGGCGGAGAAGACAAAUUAAAGAUGAUCCGGGAAUAUAGGAAAACGGUUGAGAAAGAGCUAAAAUCAAUCUGCAACGACAUUCUGGACGUCCUGGACAAGCACCUCAUCUUAGCUGCAGUCACAGGAGAGUCUAAGGUUUUCUACUACAAGAUGAAGGGAGAUUACCACCGGUACCUGGCGGAGUUCGCCACCGGCAACGACCGGAAGGAGGCCGCCGAGAACAGUCUGGUUGCCUACAAAGCCGCCAGCGACAUCGCCAUGAUCGAACUCCCUCCAACGCACCCCAUCCGCCUGGGACUGGCCCUCAACUUCUCUGUUUUCUAUUAUGAAAUCCUCAACUCGCCAGACCGCGCCUGCAAGUUGGCGAAGGAAGCGUUCGACAACGCCAUCGCCGAACUGGAUACGCUGAGCGAGGAGAGCUACAAGGACUCGACACUUAUCAUGCAGCUGCUACGGGACAACUUGACACUAUGGACCUCAGACGUGCAGGGAGACGGUGAAGAACCGAACAAAGAACCACCGCAAGAUGCGGAGGAAGAGACCCAGGGAGACUGAACAACCCACGACUCCCCCUCCUCUCCUCCUCCUCUCAGCACUAGCUUCUGUCCCCUGCCACAGUUUCCACUGGGUUUAUACUGCAGCCCAAAGCCUUCCUCUGCCUCUCCCUCCAUUUCUACCCAUCCGUCUCCCCCUUCCUCCUCAUAUGCAUGUCAUGCCGCCCCUUCCCACCCCCCCACCCCCCCCCACACACACACACACAGGGCCUGCUCAGGUCUCCAUUUCCACGUCCCAGGAGUUUCACCUUAUUUUUGAUGACUCGUUUUGCAAGCCUGUACCCUUUAAGGUUCAUGUCCUCUUUUACGGGUUCUUUUUUACCUUUUUUUUUUUUUUUUUUGCUUUGCUGGAUUAUCUGUAGCCAAGUACGCUUGCCUGUAUUUUUAACACACAUAUGCAAGAGUUUAUUUAAAGACAAUACUUAGCUGUUCAACUUUUUCCUGUAUUUGUGUGUUUCUAAACAAUAUAUUGUCCAUGCAGUCGGUCAGUUUUGAAACAUUUCGGUUUGCAAAUUGAGGAAAUAAAGUGAUGAAAGAUUUAAAAGGGCUGUGAGAGCUUUUUGGAGGAACCAAGUGCCCUCUUUACUUUGUGGUUACCAAACCUGCUCCUUUGACACCUCAAUAGUUCUUUUUUUUUUUUUUUUUCUUUUCAUGGCAAAUGGCAGAAUGUCCCCCUCAAGCGUCGCUCUGACCUCUAUUCUUGUCCAUUCUCGGACCAAGUGAUGUGCUGCGAGGCUGUAGCAGGUAGUUAGGUAAUGGCUUUUUAGCAGACAACGUGUAUGUGUGCGUGGGAGGGGAAUGCUCGAUACUAUUGAUUGUAAAAUAAUGCAGAUUUGCAUUCGCACCAUAUUAAAAAAAAAAAAAAAAAAGUUUGGGAAAUCAAGACCUGCUCUUUACUGUCCUAACUAUUUCAGGUUUCCUCUUGACUCUCCUCGCCUUUCCUUUUUCCUCCUCUCUUCGGUAUGUGUAACGUGAAUCUGAUUUGUACUACUAGAAAUUCUCGGCGGAGCCACAAAGUACCAUCUGUAUUCUUACUGAAACGCAGCAUGGAACUAACAUUAAACUUCAAAUUGAAACGUGU
Molecule: messenger RNA, 2010 nt
Organism: Gasterosteus aculeatus aculeatus (three-spined stickleback)
Lineage: Eukaryota; Metazoa; Chordata; Actinopteri; Perciformes; Gasterosteidae
Product: 14-3-3 protein epsilon
Source: RefSeq, a predicted model, not a curated record